UAUAACUCUCAUACCUCCCCACCUAUCGUUUUCGGAUAUGGCUUCCGCAGAACUCGAGUACCGGUGCUUCGUCGGAGGGCUUGCCUGGGCCACCGAUGAACGUGCUCUCGAAGAAGCCUUCAGUGUGUACGGCGAGAUCAUCGAAUCGAAGAUUAUUAAUGACCGUGAGACUGGAAGAUCCAGGGGUUUUGGAUUUGUCACUUUCCGUGAUGAGAAAUCCAUGAGGGAUGCUAUUGAAGGUAUGAACGGUCAAAAUCUUGACGGAAGGAACAUCACUGUCAACGAAGCUCAGUCACGUGGUGGUGGUGGAGGCGGUCGCGGUGGAGGAUAUGGAGGGGGCGGAGGAGGAUAUGGAGGGGGUCGUGGUGGUGGUGGUGGAUAUGGUCGUCGUGAAGGAGGAUAUGGUGGAGGUGGAUAUAGGAACGGCGGAGGAUACGGAGGUGGACGGCAAGACGGUGGAUAUGACGAUGGCGGAUCUCGUUACUCAAGGGGAGGUGGAGAUAAUGAAGGCAGUUGGAGGUCUUAGGUUUGAAGGGUUAGCACUUGUGUGGGGUUUUUAUGGCUUGCUUUUGGGUUUUUUGGUUGUUGCGUUUUGGAUUGCUAGUGUUUUGUUAUGCUGUUUGAGAUGUUGUGCGACAUAAAAGUGGAAUGAAGUAUACUAUUAUCUUCUUUUCAAU
This is a messenger RNA of Hibiscus syriacus, 677 nucleotides long. Its product is annotated as glycine-rich RNA-binding protein GRP1A-like. The transcript has 2 exons. Gene Ontology annotation, molecular function: RNA binding. Lineage: Eukaryota; Viridiplantae; Streptophyta; Magnoliopsida; Malvales; Malvaceae. The coding region runs from base 38 to 526 and encodes 162 amino acids. The record is from RefSeq and is a predicted model, not a curated record.